Messenger RNA from Salvia miltiorrhiza (redroot sage), 3290 nucleotides. RefSeq names its product phosphoinositide phosphatase SAC2-like. Gene Ontology annotation, molecular function: phosphatidylinositol-3,5-bisphosphate 5-phosphatase activity. Gene Ontology annotation, biological process: phosphatidylinositol dephosphorylation. Gene Ontology annotation, cellular component: intracellular membrane-bounded organelle. Lineage: Eukaryota; Viridiplantae; Streptophyta; Magnoliopsida; Lamiales; Lamiaceae. The record is from RefSeq and is a predicted model, not a curated record. The transcript is spliced from 16 exons. Bases 446 to 2959 code for a protein of 837 amino acids.
GUAAAAUAUCGGCUACUUUUAAAAACGAAGACACCCAAUAAUUACACAGCUACAGAAUAAAAAAAAUAUUAUAUUCCUUAUUCUCUCUACACGCAAAUUUUUUGUGGACGCAGUCGCCGGAGCUUUGCUUCUCAAUCUUCUCUCUCGAUCUACGCACAAAACGCCUUAUUUCAAUCUGCAGCCUCCUCUAUCUGCAGCGCCACUCGCAUAUUUUCUGCUGUUACCGAAAAUUUUCCGGAUUUUUUUGCGAUUUUUUAGGUGGAAAACGAGUAGUGAUAGUUGUUGGUGAGAAAAGAGUUGUAAUUUUUGGAUUUCGGAUGCGUGUGUGUGAGCUGAGUUGUUUGCCGAAGCUAGGGUUUAUGGAGCGGAGUUGAGGUGCAGCUUUCGCGUGGAGAAUUUUGUAUGCAAUAACUGGAUUUGAAAAGCCCGAGCUCGAGGCUCGGGAAUGGGAAGUAUGGCGUUGGAGAAUGACAUUGAGGUUCCGUUCAAUGCGGAGGCGAGCUCUGGAGACGUUGGCGGCGGAGGCGACGGCAAGUUUCAGAAAUUCAUGCUCUAUGAAACUCGUUCGAACUUUUAUAUGUUUGGAUUUGAGAGAAGAAAAAAGUACUGGAAAGUAUUGAAGAUAAGCAGAUUAGAGCAGUCCGAGCUAAAUGUUGUUGAAGAUUCGACAAUAUACUCUCAGGAUGAACAAUCCGAGCUCCUCCAAAGAAUUGCUGAUGGAAACAAGUCUACUGGUGGACUAAAAUUUGUCACCACAUGCUAUGGAAUUGUUGGAUUCAUGAAAUUCUUGGGACCUUAUUACAUGAUUAUAAUCACUAAGAGAAAGAAGAUUGGCACUAUUUGUGGCCACGCAGUGUAUUCGAUUGCCAAGAGCGAGAUGGUUCCAGUACCCCAUUCUUCUAUGCACUCGAAUAUGGCAUAUUCUAAAAACGAGAACAGAUACAAGAAGCUCUUACGCAACGUGGAUCUCACCAAGGACUUCUUUUUUAGCUACUCCUACCAUGUUAUGCUUAGUCUUCAAAGGAAUCUUAGCAAUCAUGAAACAGGAUUAUCCCUCUAUGAGACGAUGUUUGUCUGGAAUGAGUUCUUAACUCGUGGUAUACGUAAUCAGCUGAAGAAUUCGGUUUGGACCGUAGCAUUGGUUUAUGGAUUCUUUAAACAGGUUAAACUCUCAGUAUCUGGCCAUGAUUUCAGUCUGAUUCUUAUUGCUAGACGAUCCCGUCACUACGCUGGCACCAGAUACCUAAAACGUGGGGUUAAUGAAAAGGGUCGUGUAGCAAAUGAUGUUGAGACCGAACAAAUAGUGCUUGAGGACUUGGUGGGAGGAAGACCCAGACAAAUAUCUUCUGUUGUGCAGAACCGGGGUUCAAUACCACUCUUUUGGUCACAAGAGACCUCAAGAUUGAAUAUUAAACCUGACAUCAUAUUAUCGAAGAAGGAUGACGCCUAUCAAGCCACCAAGCUUCAUUUUGAGAAUCUAGCUAAGAGAUAUGGAAAUCCUAUUAUUAUUUUAAAUUUGAUUAAGACACGUGAGAAGAAGCCACGGGAAUCUAUUCUGCGUGCAGAGUUUGCUCAUGCUAUUGAAGUCAUCAAUAAAGAUCUCGCACAUGAAAAUCGCUUGAAGUUUCUUCAUUGGGAUUUGAGUAAAUACUCUAGAAACAAAGCCGCAAGUGUGCUGGCAUAUUUAGUCAAAGUAGCAGCUAACGCGUUGGAAUUAACUGGAUUCUUCUACUGUGAAUUACCCCCAUUUUCAAGCCAACUUCCGUGUAGUAAUAAUUGCAAUGGUGAUUGCCCUGAUGAAGACCUCUUUGUUAUGACCGAGGAUGGGCAUGAUGCGGAUGCUGAAGAUAAAAUUGGCUCUGAUGUGAAUGAUGCGGGUAGAAUUGAUGGCUCUGAUGUGAAUGGUUGUGAUGUUGUAAAGCCUCCAUUGUUUCAGAAAGGGGUGUUAAGAACAAACUGCAUAGAUUGUUUGGACCGGACAAAUGUUGCCCAAUAUGUGUAUGGGCUUGUUGCUCUUGGUCAUCAGUUGCAUGCAUUAGGGUAUAUCAAUAGUCCUGGUAUUAGUUUAGACUCCUCGUUGGCAGAUGAUUUAAUGAAGAUUUAUGAAGCUAUGGGCGACACUCUGGCUCUGCAAUAUGGUGGAUCUGCAGCACAUAAUAAGAUCUUCUCUGAGAGAAGAGGUCAGUGGAAAGCAGCAACGCAGUCCCAAGAGUUUUUGAGAACACUUCAGCGUUUUUAUAGCAACGCCUACAUGGAUGCUGAGAAACAAGACGCCAUAAAUGUGUUCUUGGGUCAUUUUCAGCCACAGCAGGGUAAACCAGCUCUUUGGGAGCUGGAUUCUGAUCAACAUUAUGGCGUUGGAAGGCGUGGUUCUGAUUUUGCAGCGGAAAAUAAUAGGUCAAUAAUCAAAAGAUCGUUUUCUGAUGGUAACAUUCUCUGCGACAACUCUGUUGAUGAGAAGGUCCUUCGGAUGGAUAGUUCUCAAAGGCCAUUGGGGGCGGACGGUCAAGGCUCUAACAUGGGUCUUUCAGAAUCGACUCCAGAAUUUUCAACUUGUGAUACUGCUAUAUCUUAUAACCGGUUUACACCCUCGAUGUCACGUAAACAGCUGUUCCCUGAAACGCAACAAGAGCAAUUCCUUGAAAAUGAGAGCACGUAUUUUGUUGAUCGUGGAGAUUCUUUUAACUGCUCAAACUUUCUCGAUGUUGACUGGCUAUCUUCAUCUGGGAACUCCUGCGAAGAGGAAACAUAUGAAAGAUCAUUGCUAAUCGGUUCUCCAAGCGUAGGGAUGUCUUCGGGCGAAAUCAAAAUGGAAUCAACCUCAUGGUAUCAGUCUGGAUCAAACUUGAAGGGAAAGGAACUGACCAGCGGAGACCUCGGCAGCAGCUCUGUCGACCUCACCGGAUUUUCUGACAGCUUCGUGCACUGGGUAACCCACGGCAACAUGCUUUUUCCUUAGACGUACAUUCGCCAAAAAUGGUGAUCUAACGGCCAAAGGAGAAAUGGAUGGAGAAAUUUUGGUACAGAGCGUAGAAGUGAAGGUAUUCUGAAAUUGUACAUUUGCACCAACUAAUUUUACCGGUCUAGUAAUUAUUCAUAACUUGAGAGAGAGUACAGAUAGUAACACUGCAAUCCUUUUUUUUUUUUCUUACUUUUUCUCUUGGCUUCUUUAGCCUUUGAUUUGUAAAUAUUAGUUACCUUUUUAUCUGUCGUUGUGAUUCUAGUAUUUCAUCUUUUCUGUACAUAUAUUGUUAUCAAUUUUAUUUCAUCAUUGGAUGUACCCUUUUUUC